AAAUUGAAGUUAGUAAAGAAAUAGUUGCAAUUAAAAAAAGAACAGAAGUUAAAUAUAAUGAAGAAAUAGUUAAAAUUAAUAAUAAAAGUGAAGAUGAAAUUAUAUUAGGAGAUAAAGAUUUGAAUUAA
This is a messenger RNA of Cetraspora pellucida, 128 nucleotides long. NCBI's taxonomy places the organism in Eukaryota, Fungi, Glomeromycota, Glomeromycetes, Diversisporales, Gigasporaceae. The record is from the annotation of a GenBank genome assembly.